GUGGAGGAAACGAGAUGGGAGGGACAGAGACCUGGAAGUGCGACUGUACAUCUGUGCUUGGACCAAAACUAGAGAGCGAUGGCCCAGGUGAAGGCAGCAGGUGGAACACAGAGGAGCCACCAAGACUUCGCAGAACUUUACUCUGACAUGGCUACAGUCAGCUCCAGUGCAGAUAUAGGUGAGCCUGGGAGGAAAGGAGCAUUGGGCGAGACCUCCGUGACUGUAGGCCUCAGCAGGGGAAGCAAAGCCUACCCUUCUCCUGCCAGGAGGCGCCACCGCACAACCUUCAGUCACAAGCAGCUGGAACAGCUGGAGUUAGCUUUCCAGCAAAAUCAGUACCCUGACAUCUACUGCCGGGAGGAGCUGGCUCGCAUCACCAAACUCAAUGAAGCUCGCAUACAGGUGUGGUUCCAGAACAGAAGAGCCAAACAACGCAAACAUGAGCGAGCAACCCAGAAGGUGUUUCCUGUGGGUGUGAUGACAGGCCACAGGGCGCUGAUGGGGGGCAUGCCUCGGCAGUAUUACCCCCAGCAAUUGGCUCACAUCCCCCAUCUGUCUUCCAUGCUUCCAUCAGGGGCUUACUCCCGCCACCAAGGCCAAGUCAGCCGCUGCCCUUGUCCCAGCAGCCCCCAACAGCCAGCACCUCAGCACCAGCAUGACGACUGGUACGGAUCUCUACGAAACAACCUGGCAUCACCCAUGUUCCCUCUGGGCCCCAUGCAGCCUCUGGAUACAGCUUCCCCUUGGAGCUAGGAAGAAAAGGAAAACUGCACAACCCACACGGUCGUCCCUGAUCUGCAUUUCAAUUUUUUUCUACAUAAACCAACAAUAAAAACUGUAAUUUUAACUCCAUUGAAAUGCAUGUAAAAUGUUAAAGAUAUCUUUGCUUUAAGCUUUGGUUCAUUUUGAGAUCUACAUGAUCUAUAAUCCUGAUUUGGAAAGUUGUUUUUCUUUUUUAUUUCUGUUCCUUUGCCUGACCAUUGCUCCCUGGUGUCGUCGCCACUGAAAUCUUUCCUCAUAAUCUGUGAAAUUAAAGUAUAGCAGGUUUCUCCAUAUCCAUCACUGAUUUGUAAAAAGAUAGAAAAAAGUAAAAGUAUGGGUUAUUUUGCUUAGUGAAAGUAAAAAAGUUCAAAAAAGUA
Messenger RNA from Cyprinodon variegatus (sheepshead minnow), 1139 nucleotides. It is a transcript of the gene prop1, whose product is annotated as homeobox protein prophet of Pit-1-like. Gene Ontology annotation, molecular function: RNA polymerase II transcription regulatory region sequence-specific DNA binding; DNA-binding transcription factor activity, RNA polymerase II-specific. NCBI's taxonomy places the organism in Eukaryota, Metazoa, Chordata, Actinopteri, Cyprinodontiformes, Cyprinodontidae. Gene Ontology annotation, biological process: regulation of transcription by RNA polymerase II. The coding region runs from base 79 to 753 and encodes 224 amino acids. The transcript is spliced from 3 exons. The record is from RefSeq and is a predicted model, not a curated record.